AUGCGAUCAAACGACAACAAUCUGCACAUGCAUGCAAAUAUGCAGCAACCAUAUACGACGCAUGCAGGUGCCGAGCGCUCGUGUGCGCAUCAGCACACCUACGUGCGGUGCCUAGGUGUGCGAGUUCGGAGACGACCGGAACACACGGGGCCGUUCGGCGGAAGCACCGUUGCCCAACAACAAUACAACGCACUCGUCUCCGUCACGACAAGCUCGGGAACGUGGCGGAAGCGACAGACUUGCAGCCUGCUUCUGCUCCUCCGGCCGGCCUGGCUUGGGCCCGAUGUCGGACCGACCACGUUGGAGGAAGCUCGAGCUUGGUCGCUCACCCCUCCCCGCGUCCCCCUUUUCCGUCGUCAUCGCGCAAGCACGACGAGCCCGAGUUUGCGAGCAUGCGUGCACAAGGGCAAGCAGGGCAGUUUCUUUGCUCACAUGCCGGUCCGAGAACAGAAGUGGACGCCAAGGGACGCCUUUCUCGCGACAGGAGCCAGCAACGGCCAGCCAACGACGGGUCGUCGACGGGACAGCGGCCCAUGGCCGGCCGCUGCUCGGACCUGA
This is a messenger RNA of Drechmeria coniospora, 558 nucleotides long. RefSeq lists its product as uncharacterized. The record is from RefSeq and is a predicted model, not a curated record. The transcript has a single exon. Bases 1 to 558 code for a protein of 185 amino acids. Lineage: Eukaryota; Fungi; Ascomycota; Sordariomycetes; Hypocreales; Ophiocordycipitaceae.